UCUUAUCUUUGGUAAAUGCCAAAGAUUAAGCCUGAUUGUAUGCGUGAAGUCAAUAUUUUUAUGCUAAUUCAAUUUUCCCUGACAGUUUAUCAACUGAAUACUGAGCCCGCAGCUUUAGUAUAUGUUAGAGCCUUCGUCCACAUGUUAUUCGAUAGACAAUGUUUCUUUCUAUUUUUGUUUGGUGUGCUACCGGAUUCCUCUUGUGAUCAGAUCACAUGGAAAGAUUUGUCAAGAAAAAUUAUGAAGAUCUGAAAGUGUUACGUUUUGUUACAAAUGUUUCUCAAUCUCCAUUAAACUAAAAAAAUUCUUGAUGCAUCUUGACAUCAUUUUGAUAGAAUAGAUUCCUGCAGUUUAAUCCAACAUCUCUGUCACCUGAGCAAUCAUACUGAUACACUUCUCUCUGGAAUUAUUGAGAAAAUUGGAUAAAUUGGUCUGAUUUGGAACCAAAGCUAAGUUUUUAGUAUAAAGGGUAUAAGUAAAAGGGACAGAACUUGUUGAGACCCUCAAUACGUUAUCUAACUGAAAAACUCGAUGCUGAUAUAAUAUUAAUUGGAACACAUUGAAUGACAGUGUAACAGAUAGUUUAAACUCAAAGGUAUUCCCUGAGGCCAUUUGAAACAAUGGCAAAAAAAUUGGACAAAAACAAUUUAAACUAAAAGAUGAUAUUUAAAUGUAAAGUGAACCAGAGGUUAAACCAAACAUGAUGUUGGUGAAAGGAGGAGGGUUAAAGAGAGAAAAGGAAAACACACUUGGAGGGAAAAUUGAGAUUAUAAGAGCCAAUAAUCAACACGCGGGAAUCAAACAAUAAACAGUACCAGACUCACCAAAAAACCGCCAAGUGUAUUUCAGUCAACAAUGUGCUGUCUGCUGCUGCUGCUAAAGCUCUGGUAACAGAGUUACUAAACUCUUAGCCAAUGAUGUUGUGUUAUUUAACCGGGAAAAGGUAACCCAAGUUUGAGCGGGUAAAAAAACUUUGUUAAAUGGAUUGGCGCUAUUUAACUAGACUUUCUCUCGCAUUUGCAGACUUGGUGAGUGUUAGACCAAAUGAUCUUUUUAACUAAUUUUUUAAUUCAAUUUUACCCUUUUCUCAGUUUGUUUUAACCUUUUAUUUUGCUUUUUCGUCUAAUUUCUAUUUGGAUUACUGUAACCAUUUAAUUUUGUGACUCUCGUUGUAUUUUAUAACAUUGUAUCUUUAAAGUUGUAGCAAACAAUGGAAUCAACGCCAAUUAAUGCUAAUAAAACACGUAGUGAAAGUGUUAUCAUCUAUGCAACAAGUAAGGAUUCAACUAAUUCCGAUAUUAAGGACAUUGAUAAUGGUGAUGCCAGUGAUUGUAGUUCUGUGCAACAAAUACCAUUCACUUUAAUUCAAUCGCCGAUAUCUGGUUCAUCUUCACCACCUAUUUAUUACUUUGAUAGUAAUGCUCUUACCCAAUGUAAUGUUGUCCUUGGCUCCGGUUGGAAUAAUUUGGAUUCUGAUAGACCUACCGACACUUCGGAAUCUUCAAUAAAUUUAUACGAUGUUGGAUCGACAAUUCAGUUGAGUCCUGUUUCUGAAAAUGAUUGUUCCGAAAAUCGACUAAACGACUCUCACCGAACCAAAUUGAAACGAGGUCGACCUAAGUUGGAAACAAUCACAAGUUUAAUUGAGACAAGCGAUGAGCUGAUCGGGUCUACCAUUAAGUGUAAUAUAUGUAAACGAACAUUUCCUCGAGAAAAAUCACUGCAAGCUCAUAUUCGGAUACAUACAGGUGAAAGGCCGUAUAUUUGUGACUUCCCAGAUUGUGGUCGGAGAUUUGCUCAGUCAGGACAACUAAGAACUCAUCAGAGGCUUCAUACUGGUGAAAAACCCUUUGUUUGUAAUUAUGAUGGCUGCGAAAAUCGAUUCACCCAUGCUAACAGACGGUGUCCAGUUCAUCCUAUGGUCGGAGUAUCGAGAAUUAAGGAUUUAGGUUCUCCUUCUAAAGUCCUUAAAUCGAAUUCAUCUUUAAGCAAUGCAAGCAAAGAAAUUAUUGAUUGGCUAACAGAUUAUUACAGAUCGAUAAAAAGGCAAGGUCUGAAAAGGACUAAAGAUAGUUGUAGUCGGCCUUUUAAAGCUCGUAAGUUAAAUCUUGAUCUGGACGCCUCCGAUGCUGGCUAUUCAUGUGAAGAAAACUCAACUCCAGUUUGGAAAAAGAAACGAGCAGCUCUUGAAUUAGCAAAGAGAGAUCUUUCUCAUGAAAAUGAUUCAGAUGCUGGAACAAUUACUGAUAAUAGCAGUCCAACCAAGAGAUCAGAUUAUGGGGUGAACAAAAUAAACUUGGAACAACUGAGUAGUGACAGAUUGAUGGGUGCUUUGGCUUUAAUGGAGCUUGCUAACUGUCCGGUAAUGAACCUCCAAGUCAAUCACAAUGGUUCCUUCCAAGAAUCAUUCGACUCAGGGUUUCAGCAUUCAACAUUCAAUUCAACAUUUAAUUCGAGCCUCAAUGAUGUAUCCCGAACACAUAACUACUCGAAAGAUGUAGAUGAUCUCAUUUUAUCUGAAAAGAGUACGCAUUUACAAACUUCUGACACUGAAACAAACUAAUCAAUUCUGAUUUUUCGUCAUUUUAAAAUAUCAUCAUCAUCUCUAUCAUCAUUCGUAAUUUCAUCCCUUACAAAAAUUCGCAUUAAAUCCAUGAAGCGGUGCCAGUUCGUCUUAUAAAAUGUCUAGAGCUGAUUGAAUUUGUAAAAAUUUUGCUCAAUGACUAUCUCAAAGAGAUAAACACUCAAUUUUUGGUAUAAAUAUUUCCUGGUAGCCAUUUAAAUCAAAGACGUUAAGCCUUAAAAUCAUAUUGAUGAGCCGAAUCAUCAAAAUCAGAGUUUCUUUAUCGAUCUUCGCUCGAAGAAAUUUUCCUUUUGUAUAACUUAACUUUCCUUCUCUUUCGUCUCAUACUGAUCAAAUUGAUAAAUUGAGUUGAUUAAUAUCCGUUCAAAAUAUUGAUGACCUCGCAUUUACUUCUAUCAAUAGAUGCAAAUCUUUAUAUUACAUUAUAUAAAUAUACUGUAAUGCUGUGUACUUUUAAAAUACUCCAUUUGUAAACAUUGAAUAAAUUUAUCACUGUGAACUUUAUCAAAGAUUUCAAUUUUUAUUGUUCAGCUUUCGUCUGAACUCAAUACCAUUCGAAAAAUAAUACCUUCAACUUAUCUUGAACUUGCUUGAAAAACCUUCGUUUUCUUUAAUACUAAAUAUUUCGGAUUUACAAGAAAUUUGAUGGUUAUUUGCUUGUUUAAUCAUAGAUUCUCGAUUUAUAAUCAUAAUCUGGCUCAGAAUAUCAGUACCACUGAUUCAGUGUAUCAUAAAUUAUUAAUAUUUACUAUGAUCAUCAUAGGAUCUAACAAUGGUAAAUUAUCAAUCAGCUGGUUAGAAGCUUGGAAAAGGCUUUUUUUGCUCACAUGUUUUGUCCAAAGACCAAUUUGUUAAUAAAAUGACCUGGUGAUUGUCGCUCAGUUUAAAUAUUUUUUUGGCCAUAAACAAAACUAAAUAUUUGCUCAUCGACUCAACUUCAAUUCAAGCGAUAGUUUCUAUCCAAAUCCUAUAGAAUUUUGUUCUUUUUAGCUCAAGCAGUUUGAUAAAAGGAUAUUUCUGUUUUUCAAGUUAUUUGUCCUACAGUCUCAAUUUUAAAGUGAUUCAUCAACGGGGUGACUGGAUUUGACCAAGUUCAUAAUAUUCUCAUUGGUAUCUACCCUGUUUUAUUAAUUCAGCCUUUUCUCCGGUCAGAUAUGUCUAGGAAAAACGAAAAUUUGAUUGAAGAAGGCUGGCGCGAAGAAAGACCCGAAACAAAUGAUUCUACAUCAGUCACUUAUAAUCCGAAUCGAGGAAUACCGAUUGACCAACAAAGAUUUCGAUUACCAAUCUAUGAAUACAAAGAUCAUAUUCUCUACUUGACAGAGAAAAAUCAAGUUUUAAUCGUCCGAGGAGAAACUGGAUGUGGUAAAAGUACUCAGAUAGGCCAAUAUUUAGUUGAUGCAGGCUGGACAAAAGGAAAUGACUCCCCACUAGUCGUAGGGAUUACUCAGCCUAGACGAGUUGCUGCAACAUCUUUAGCCAAACGAGUAGCCGAAGAGAGAGGAUGUCACUUGGGAAAAGAAGUUGGUUAUAGCAUACGAUUCGAUGACUGUUAUGAACCUGGUACUACGCACAUUAAAUAUUUAACCGAAGGGAUUUUGAUUCGCGAAAUGAUGAGUGAUCCAUUAUUGCAGAGCUAUUCGGUUGUUAUGGUGGAUGAAAUACAUGAAAGAACUUUACAGACUGAUGUGCUUCUUGGUUUGAUGAAAAAAAUACUCCGUAAAAGACCAGAAUUUCGUUUGAUUGUUGCAUCCGCGACGGUGGAAGUUGAGACAAUGGAAAAUUAUUUCACUGAAGAUGGCCUCAAAACAACCAAUAUAUCAAUAGAAGGGAGAACUUUUCCAGUAGAAAUAUUUUAUUCUAAUGAACCAGUAGCUGAUUAUCUCAAAGCUUCUGUUGAUGCUGUUAUCAAAAUUCACGAAACUCUUAGUCUUGGAGAUGUUUUGGUAUUCUUGACUGGCCAAGAAGAGGUAGAAAAGGCUUGCGAAACUUUGUUGGAUUAUGCUAGAGGAAUAAAAGACAAUCCCGAUCACAGGAAAAUGUUUGUUUUGCCCAUGUAUUCAUCAUUGCCAUCACAAGAACAACUCAAAGUAUUUGAUGUGUUUCCUCGAUCAGUACGAAAAGUUGUUGUCGCUACCAAUGUAGCUGAAGCUUCAAUUACCAUAAACGGAAUUGUUUACGUCGUAGACAGUGGCUUUGUAAAAUUACGAUACUACAAUCCAAAGACUUGUACUGACUCUUUAGUCGUUGUUCCCAUUUCUCAAGCAUCAGCUGCUCAAAGAGCCGGGCGAGCUGGUCGAACUAAACCUGGCUCUGCUUACCGUUUGUACACUGAAAAUGAUUUCAAAAACUUGGAGCCAUUCACAUGUCCGGAGAUACGAAGAUCUAGUUUGGCUCCCGUGAUUCUUCAAUUGAAAGCUCUUGGUGUCAAUAAUAUUCUUAAAUUCAGUUUUCCCAGUAAACCUCCCGAGUAUAAUAUUAUUACCGGUCUCGAACUACUUUAUGCCUUAGGAGGGCUCGAUGAUAAUGGUCAUCUAACAGACCCUCUUGGCCUACAAAUGGUUGAAUUUCCACUAGAGCCUAUGUUCGCUAAGAUGCUCCUCAUCUCUGGAGAAAUGGGUUGCUCCGAAGAAGCUCUAACCAUUGCCGCUAUGACACAAGUACAAAAUGUUUUUGUUCAGCCAUCGUCUGGACAACGUUCGAUUGCUGCUCGAAACUGUAAACACUCAUUUGCUGUGGAAGAAGGUGAUCUGAUUACUUAUUUAAAUGUUUACAAUGCUUUCAUUAAAGCUGGUAAAGUGAGAAGCUGGGCUGACUCGAAAUAUCUAAAUUAUAAAGGGACUUUUAAGAGCAGUGGAAGUCCGAGCAGAUUACUCAGGUUGCUAAGACGAAUAAAAGACAAUCUCGAUUACAGAAAAUUGUCUGUCAUUCAUGAAUUUCCAUGCUUUAUUCAUCAGCCUGGAGUUUACAAAAUUGUCAAAGGUGACCAUGAAUUAUACAUACACCCGACUUCAGUUCUUUAUACUCGACCUCGACCUCCGCAAUGGGUAAUCUUCAUCGAAGUCCUUCAUACUACAAAAGAGUACAUGAGAGAUUGUACAGUUAUUGACCAUCGAUGGUUAUAUGAAUUGGCUCCUCAUUAUUAUGAAUUUGGUACUGAUCGUGAAGUGUUGGAAAGAAAAUUAGUCAAUAAAAACUCGAAAUAGCAUUUUGUAAAGCAUAUUUACAAUUGU
Tetranychus urticae (two-spotted spider mite) is the source of this 5817-nucleotide messenger RNA. The record is from RefSeq and is a predicted model, not a curated record. Lineage: Eukaryota; Metazoa; Arthropoda; Arachnida; Trombidiformes; Tetranychidae.